AUGACCUCUGCAACGCAGCUGCAGCAGCAGCCCAACGGACAGGGCGGCGACGACGACGACGGCAUGGGCGCCGAGUUCACGCGCACCGUGGUCGAGGCCAUGGGCCCGGCGACGUCGCCGCGGCUGCGCGAGGUCAUGUCGGCGCUCAUCCGGCACGUGCACGACUUUGCGCGCGAGGUGCAGCUCACGACGGACGAGUGGAUGGCGGGCGUGCAGCUCAUCAACGCGGCCGGGCAGAUGAGCAACGAGAAGCGCAACGAGGGGCAGCUGCUGUGCGACGUGAUUGGCCUCGAGUCCCUCGUCGACCACAUCACCUUUAGCGCCGCGACCAAGAGCACAAAGGGCCUCACGGCGUCGGCCAUCCUGGGCCCCUUUUGGCGGCACGACACGCCGCUCCGCGAAAACGGCAGCUCCAUCAGCUUCGACACGCCCGCCGACGCGCAGGUCGUCUUCAUGCACGGCAGGGUCGCCGACGUGGCGACGGGCGCGCCGCUGGCCGACGCGACCGUCGAGGUGUGGCAGGCGUCGACCAACGGCCUCUACGAGCAGCAAGACGACGAGCAGGUCGAGCACAACCUGCGCGGCGUCUUCAAGACGGACGCCCAGGGCGCGUACUCGCUGUACUGCCUGCGCCCGACGCCCUACCCGGUCCCCCAGGACGGCCCCGCCGGCAAGCUGCUCGGCCUCAUGGACCGGCACGUGUUCCGGCCGGCGCACAUCCACUUCAUGGUCGUGGCCGACGGCUACCGCUCGCUGGUGACGCAAAUCUUCGACGAGGACUGCAAGUACCUGGCCAACGACUCCGUCUUCGCCGUCAAGGACGACCUGCGGGUGCGGUUCGAGCCGCGCGCGGGCGACGAGCGGGCGUCGCUGGAGCUCGAGUACAACAUAAAUCUGGCCAAGGCGGAGUGA
Messenger RNA from Purpureocillium takamizusanense, 912 nucleotides. RefSeq names its product Catechol 1,2-dioxygenase. Gene Ontology annotation, molecular function: catechol 1,2-dioxygenase activity; ferric iron binding. Lineage: Eukaryota; Fungi; Ascomycota; Sordariomycetes; Hypocreales; Ophiocordycipitaceae. The record is from RefSeq and is a predicted model, not a curated record. Bases 1 to 912 code for a protein of 303 amino acids. The transcript has 4 exons. Gene Ontology annotation, biological process: catechol-containing compound metabolic process.